Aegilops tauschii subsp. strangulata is the source of this 369-nucleotide messenger RNA. The record is from RefSeq and is a predicted model, not a curated record. Lineage: Eukaryota; Viridiplantae; Streptophyta; Magnoliopsida; Poales; Poaceae.
AUGUUCGGGCGUCGCCGGACAAAUCCCGCCGCCGUCCCGCGCAAAUCGCGGGCUGCCACGCGUCCCGCCGCCACCACCCACCGCCGAAGCCUGCCGGGCCCGUGGGAGGCCCUCCCGGCCCGCAUCUCCGCCGCCCGCGCCCCGCGUCGCCGCCUCGCGCCCUGCGCCGCCUCCUCCCCGCCUGCCGGCGCUGCCCCGCUCACCUCGUCCCCGGCGACCACCAUCGCCGGAACCCGCACCUCCGCCCCGGAUCCGGCCAACUCCGACACCGCCGCACCUUCCCUCGAGCUUCGGCGAGCUCCUCGAGCUCCGGCCGACCGUCCCGUCCUCCUCCGACCAUUCUCCGACGAGCUUCUCCGGCUGCCUUGA